This is a messenger RNA of Arachis stenosperma, 1053 nucleotides long. RefSeq lists its product as uncharacterized. The record is from RefSeq and is a predicted model, not a curated record. Bases 1 to 1053 code for a protein of 350 amino acids. The transcript is spliced from 2 exons. NCBI's taxonomy places the organism in Eukaryota, Viridiplantae, Streptophyta, Magnoliopsida, Fabales, Fabaceae.
AUGGGAGCAACCCCAUUCCACCAUUCCAUCCUCCAGGUCCAGCUACCAAAGCAUUUUGAUAAGCCGACGGACAUGAGAUACGAUGGAACUCAAGACCCACAGGAGCAUCUGACGGCCUUUGAGGCCAUAAUGAAUUUGGAGGGAGUAGGCGACGAAGUCAGGUGUCGCGCUUUCUCGGUCACCCUGGCGGGACCUGCAAUACGUUGGUUUAAUAGCCUCCCGCAAGGUUCUAUCUCCAGGUUCUUGGAUAUCAGCCGCACCUUCUUGGCCCAAUUCACCACCCGAAUCGCAAAGGCAAAACACCCGAUCAACUUACUCGGGGUGACACAAAGGGCCAGCGAGCGGACCAGAAAAUACUUGGAUCGCUUCAACGAUGAGUGUUUGGAGAUUGAUGGCCUAACCGACUCGGUGGCCAGUUUGUGUUUGACGAACGGACUUCUAAAUGAGAAUUUCAGGAAGCAUCUCACCACAAAGCCGGUGUGGACGAUGCAGGAGAUCCAAACCUUAGCUAAGGAAUAUAUCAACGAUGAAGAAGUCAGUCAAGUCGUGGCUGCUAACAAGCGGCAUCCCUACUACCACCAACCUCAGCAGCACGGUGGCGGAGAAAGACAGAAGGAGCGCGCCAGGGACGGCGGUUGGCAUAAGACGCAGGAUUGCUUCGACCUGAAGGACGCGCUAGAGCAGACAAUCCGGGAUGGAAAGCUAGCCGAGUUCUCCCACCUCAUCAGGGAGCCGAAGAGACGCGAACGAGACCGAGAUGGAGAGGACAAAAGCCGCGCGGUAAGACGACGCCAAGAGCCUGAGGACAAUGAAUGCGAUCUCACCAUAGUAAAUGUGGUAAUCGGGAGAAACGCGGCUCCAAGGUCGAAGUCGGCACAUAAAACAGACGCCAAAGUCCUAGCGGUCUCGUCAUCUAGCCCCACGCCAAGUUCUAAGAGAACCCCACCCAUAUCAUUCAGCCCGGAUGACCAAUGGUUUGAUGAGAUCACGAAAAACCCUCCAAUGGUCAUCACGGCCCGGGUAGGACCGGCUUGGUCAAAAGGAUCCUUGUAG